CGUCAGCACACUUUUACGCUCUGUCACCUGCAGCUGUAAAACACACCUGUGCACGCGGGCUGGGUGCGGAAGCUCAAACUCCGCGCGACCAUGUGGGGGGUCAUCUCGUACCUGAACAGCCCCGAGCUGGUGGCCGGUUUCCAGCGGUGCUGCGGCCUGGUUUCGAGAGACACCCGCUCGCAUGUUAGUCAGAACGGACUCGUUCACGCCAAUGGAUCCGGUAAGGACGGUCCGGUCACGAUCCACCGGCGCGGAGCGGAGCAGGUGUCGAACGGGACGUCACGCGCACACGACAGUAACUCCAACUACAAACCCGCCAGUUCACGGUGUGAAACCAAAGGCGAAGAGCAUCCCAGGCCUCAUUAUGAGGUGAGGAACUGGCUCUUCUACUUCCUGUUUGUGACUUCGGCUACUCUGGGUCACGAGGUCUUUUACAUCACCUUCCUGCCCUGCAUCCACUGGAACCUCGACCCGUUUCUGUGCAGGCGGCUCGUCAACGUGUGGGCUGUGGUGAUGUAUAUUGGGCAAGUGAUGAAGGAUAUUUUAAAGCUGCCGCGUCCUCCGUCUCCCCCUGUGGUCAAACUGGAAACGCGUGUGGAUGCGGAGUACGGGAUGCCGUCCACACAUGCCAUGGCAGCGACGGCCAUCUCAUUUACACUGCUUCUCAGCGCUCAGGAGAGAGUGAAGUUCCCGUUUGAACUGGGAUUGAUUGUGGCCGUGGUUCUGUCUGCACUGGUGUGUCUGAGUCGUCUUUAUACCGGCAUGCACUCUGCUCUGGAUGUGAUCUGUGGCGUUGUAAUUUCAGCCGUCAUCAUGGUUGUGUCGUACCCGUACUGGGGAACCAUUGACUACCUUCAGCUGCACAACCCUCUCUCCCCCAUAGUGGGGGUGGUUCUGCCCCUCUUCCUGUCCUAUAAGUACCCCGAACUGGACCAUUACAGCACCACACGGGGGGACACCACCAUUAUUUUAGCAUGCUGUUCGGGAUGUUCGGUCGGAUACUGGGUGAAUGAGCGAUUGGGCUUGACCUUUGACCUUGCCGGGCCUUUUCCAGUGACCCUUCCACCGCUGACCCUCGCAGCCUUGGGUCUCUAUGUGGUGCGAUUCCUGGUCGGGUUAGGGAUGCUGGUUCUGACCCGGCAGACGGUGCGCUGGGUGAGUCUGCGGGUGAUCUGUCGAAUUUACGGAGCGUCUGUGAGUGACGUCGACGCACGCAGGAGGAAAGAGAUCGAGGUGCCGUAUAAGUUCAGCACAUAUGUUGCCAUCGGACUGGUCAACAGUAUCUUGGUGAACAGAGUGUUUGUGAUGAUGGGACUCUGGGAUUUGGGAAAAUCAGUGUAAUUUCUCAGUGUUUACAGGCAAGUUUGAACAGAAUCCCAAUCUAUAAUUCAUUCUCAGGGAGAAAUUCACGUUAGUCUUUGUUUAGGAAUGGCUGGCACAUUUUAAUUCUCACAUUGAACAGUAACGUUAGUUUGUUAAACCUCCUAGCUGCGUUUUGUUAGAUUUUGAAAACUGAAACCGUUUGUGUGGAUGCAGUUUCGCUUGAUUUUAAGUGAUUAUUCAUGGUUAAGCACAAGAUAAAGGGGAAGUGUAAUUUCUGUGCCACACGAGUCAUCAAAUUAAAUAUAAUACAAAUGACUAAUGAAUAAUUUCCUUAACGCUCAUCUGCUGUAGAGUGAAAUUAGCUAGCAUUUUUGUGCAAAGAUUUGUGUAUUUUUAUACUCUCGUGCACUUUUUUUUUUUUUUUUUUUGCACUUCCAGUUGCAUCGUACUGAAUUUAAUAUUUUUUUGUGAACAAGUUUUUGGUUUGAUGUCUGUGUUUACACAAGCUCAAGAUAUUCUCUUACACUUUUGCAAACUAUUCUAACUCAAACUUUCCAACUAAGGAUUGAAAGAGUUGUCAGAAGCUUAAUGGUACUGUGGACAAGUUUGUUUAUAGCUCACGUUUAGCUUUUUUACUUGUCAGUUGUAUUUACGCUUGUUCAUUUGAGGAGAUUAUCAUGUUGAACAAAAAGCGUAAGAAUCAUAAUCUUUUAUUGGUCCCAGAGCUUAUUUUCUGCAGUAAUCCAAAAGCCAAUGGAAAAAUCCUAACUUCCUGUUUUGGCCUACUAAAUUACAUCAUCUCUGCAGUACUCUGUUGCUCAGACAGUCCUGCCAUAAACAAUACUGGUUAAGUCAGUGCUUUGACCUUUAUGCUCUUUUGACAGUGUCUACAGCAAACUGUUGAUUUCUUUCAAUCAUAACCUACAUGUAAGUCUAUAGUGCAAAUAUGACUGUUGCCCCAUAGACUUCCAUUGUAAAAACAUUUUUAUCAGGAUAAACUGUUGGACAAGUUAAUAUUAUUGUUUUCUGUGGUAACUACUAACUUGAAUAUAUUGAUUGAUAUUUUCCUAAAGACAGCCUUGCCUUAAAAGUUGAAUUUUGCAGUCACUUUUACCGUUGUUGAGUGGAUUUCAACACUAAAAAUUUGAUUGUUUCAAUAAGAAUCCAUGUAAUCUGGAAUUUCUUGUGAGGGCAAGUUUUCCACACAGAUUUCGUGACGGGUUCAAGAUGGUUGCACAAAUUAUUAAUACGUAUAUCUAUGGUGCGAAUUUGCCAGGGUUGACCAACAUAUUUUGUAGAUUGAGUGGUACGACACUCAGGAGGUGUUUAUGAGCUUUUACCGAUGUCGUAAAAGAAAUGAAUAAACAGUAAAAAUGU
Molecule: messenger RNA, 2700 nt
Organism: Onychostoma macrolepis
Lineage: Eukaryota; Metazoa; Chordata; Actinopteri; Cypriniformes; Cyprinidae
Gene: sgpp2
Product: sphingosine-1-phosphate phosphatase 2
Exons: 5
Coding region: 91-1341 (416 amino acids)
Biological process (GO): phospholipid dephosphorylation; sphingosine metabolic process
Cellular component (GO): endoplasmic reticulum membrane
Molecular function (GO): sphingosine-1-phosphate phosphatase activity
Source: RefSeq, a predicted model, not a curated record